CUAUUAUUAUCAAUGUGACUCCGCGGGGGAGUCAAUGGUGAUGAUGAGCAGGAGGAGGAGGAUGAUGAUGAGACACCUCUAAACUUGGAACAAGUUUAAGACUUUAUGAGAGAAGAAGAAAAAAAAAACCACCAACAAGAUUUGUUUGAGGAAAAAUUAUAACUAUCUUGUACUGAUAUUUUUUUUUAUAAACAAUAAGAAAAAGUUGUUGGAUUUUUUUUUAAUGAUUUCUUUUUUGGGGGAGGGAAUUUUGUUGCAGUUUUAUGGUGGAAAAUGCAAAAACCAGAGCCAGGUGCAUAAUCUUGUGUUCUGUGGAUAUCCCUGGAGCAAAACUGAGUACCAGUUAAAAUACUUUUUUGGGGGAUACACAUGUGAGAUACUAAGUACUUGCAGAAGAUUUUUGUCUCUCUUUUUAAAGUCACUUUCCUUGGAAUAUUGUGAGCAUAUUUGUGGCCAUUUAAGGUUUGUGUGAUUUUGCUAAAAUGCAUCACCAACAGCGAAUGGCUGCCUUAGGGACGGACAAAGAGCUGAGUGAUUUACUGGAUUUCAGUGCGAUGUUUUCACCUCCUGUGAGCAGUGGCAAAAAUGGACCAACUUCUUUGGCGAGUGGACAUUUCACUGGCUCAAAUGUAGAAGACAGAAGUAGCUCAGGGUCCUGGGGGAAUGGAGGACAUCCUAGCCCGUCCAGGAACUAUGGAGAUGGGACUCCCUAUGACCACAUGACCAGCAGGGACCUUGGGUCACAUGACAAUCUCUCUCCACCUUUUGUCAAUUCCAGAAUACAAAGUAAAACAGAAAGGGGCUCUUACUCAUCUUAUGGGAGAGAAUCAAACUUACAGGGUUGCCACCAGCAGAGUCUCCUUGGAGGUGACAUGGAUAUGGGUAACCCAGGAACCCUUUCACCCACCAAACCUGGUUCCCAGUAUUAUCAGUAUUCUAGCAAUAACCCCCGAAGGAGGCCUCUCCACAGUAGUGCCAUGGAGGUACAGACAAAGAAAGUUCGAAAAGUUCCUCCAGGUUUGCCAUCUUCAGUUUAUGCUCCUUCAGCAAGCACUGCCGACUACAAUAGGGACUCGCCAGGCUACCCUUCCUCGAAACCAGCAGCCAGCACUUUCCCUAGCUCCUUCUUCAUGCAAGAUGGCCAUCACAGCAGUGACCCUUGGAGCUCCUCCAGUGGGAUGAAUCAGCCUGGCUACGGAGGAAUGUUGGGCAAUUCUUCUCAUAUUCCACAGUCUAGCAGCUACUGCAGCCUGCAUCCACACGAACGUUUGAGCUAUCCAUCACACUCCUCAGCAGACAUCAAUUCCAGUCUUCCUCCGAUGUCCACUUUCCACCGUAGUGGUACAAAUCAUUACAGCACCUCUUCCUGUACGCCUCCUGCCAACGGGACAGACAGUAUAAUGGCAAAUAGAGGAAGCGGGGCAGCAGGCAGCUCCCAGACUGGAGAUGCUCUGGGGAAAGCACUUGCUUCGAUCUAUUCUCCAGAUCACACUAACAACAGCUUUUCGUCAAACCCUUCAACUCCUGUUGGCUCUCCUCCUUCUCUCUCAGCAGGCACAGCUGUUUGGUCUAGAAACGGAGGACAGGCCUCAUCAUCUCCUAAUUAUGAAGGACCCUUACACUCUUUGCAAAGCCGAAUUGAAGAUCGUUUAGAAAGACUGGAUGAUGCUAUUCACGUUCUCCGGAAUCAUGCAGUGGGCCCAUCCACAGCUAUGCCUGGUGGUCACGGGGACAUGCAUGGAAUCAUUGGACCUUCUCAUAAUGGAGCAAUGGGUGGUCUGGGCUCAGGGUAUGGAACCGGUCUUCUUUCAGCCAACAGACAUUCACUCAUGGUCGGGGCCCAUCGUGAAGACGGCGUGGCCCUGAGAGGCAGCCAUUCUCUUGUGCCAAACCAGGUUCCGGUUCCACAGCUUCCUGUCCAGUCUGCAACUUCCCCUGAUUUGAACCCACCCCAGGACCCUUACAGAGGCAUGCCACCAGGAUUGCAGGGCCAGAGUGUCUCCUCCGGCAGCUCUGAGAUCAAAUCCGAUGACGAGGGCGAUGAGAACCUACAAGACACAAAAUCUUCUGAGGACAAGAAAUUAGAUGACGACAAGAAGGAUAUCAAAUCAAUUACUAGGUCAAGAUCUAGCAAUAAUGAUGACGAAGACCUGACACCAGAGCAGAAGGCAGAGCGUGAGAAGGAGCGGAGGAUGGCCAACAACGCCCGCGAGCGCCUGCGGGUCCGCGACAUCAACGAGGCUUUCAAGGAGCUCGGCCGCAUGGUGCAGCUCCACCUCAAGAGUGACAAGCCCCAGACCAAGCUUCUGAUCCUCCACCAGGCCGUGGCCGUCAUCCUCAGCCUGGAGCAGCAAGUCCGAGAAAGGAAUCUGAAUCCGAAAGCCGCGUGUCUGAAAAGAAGGGAGGAAGAAAAGGUGUCGUCGGAACCUCCCCCGCUCUCCUUGGCGGGCCCUCACCCCGGCAUGGGAGACGCAUCAAAUCACAUGGGACAGAUGUAAAAGGGUCCAAGUUGCCACAUUGCUUCAUUAAUACAAGAGACCACUUCCUUAACAGCUGUAUUAUCUUAAACCCACAUAAACACUUCUCCUUAACCCCUUUUUUUGUAAUAUAAGACAAGUCUGAGUAGUUAUGAAUCGCAGACGCAAGAGGUUUCAGCAUUCCCAAUUAUCAAAAAACCGAAAAACAAACAAAAAAAAAGAAAGAAAAAGUGCAACUUGAGGGGGAACUCUCUUUAACAUAUCAUUCAGAACGUGCAAAGCGGUAUGUGCAGGCUGAGACGCAGCCCAGAGACUGAAUGGCAAUCUUUCCACACUGUGGAACAAUGCAUUUGUGCCUAAACUUCUUUUGGAAAAAAAAAAAUAUAAUUAAUUUGUAAGUCUGAAAAAAAUAUUUAAUUUAAAAAAAAUUGUAAACUUGCAAUAAUGAAAAAGUGUACUUCUGAAGACAACUACAUGAACGUUUUUGUUGGUAUUCAAGUCAGCUAGUGUUUAUAAUUCCUGGAUAUUGAAAAAGGGAAGCCCGGCUGCCCUCGUAACAAAACCAGCAAACGUCCUGAUGACAACGAAGUGAUGACAUUAGCCAUUCCUUAGGGUAGGAGGAACAGAUGGAUCUUAUAGACCUAUGACAAAUAUAUAUAUAAAUAUAUAUAUAAAUAUAUAUUAAAAAUUUAGUGACUAUGGUAAGCUUUUGUUCAUUUGUUUCAGACUUUUUUCUCCUGUAAAAAAAUAGUACUGAUUAACUUUUUUAAAAGAAAGAUUUUACUGUAAAUACGGAUUUUUUUUUUUUUUUUUUUUUUUUUUUGGUCUUCUUUCUGUCCCUCUCCCUGGUUUGUUAUUGUAACCUGUAGUGCCAACUCUGCGUCCGGAGGGGUAGUGCAGGGUGAAAUGCUGACCCUGAUGUUGCUUUUCAUUCAUAAAUAAGUAGAAAGUUGUUUCUCCAGUCUUUUGGGAACACAGGACUUACAAGUCACAUCAUGUGUAGAUAUUACAAGCAACAUUACCAAGACAUGGCAAAAAGAGUUUGCCUGAAGUGUAAUGUUGCGUUUGUGACCCUUUUCUGGGAUUUUCAGAGGUACAAGGUUAGAAUGCUACAAUGUUACCACUGUGCCUUCCAAUGUUUAUAUCAUCGGAAACAUAACAUAAUCAAAGUGGCUGUGAUUUAACAAAAUGAUUAAAGUGUUACCUACAUGUGUAGCCGAAGUAGUGUGCAGUGAGGCGUUUCUGAAUACAUGGUCAGAUUUUUGGAAAAAAACAAAAACAAAAAAAAGUCAAGUUCAAAAACCAUCAAAUGAGAAAAUUGCAAGUAGUAUGACAGAGCUGAUUGAUUUUGUUGCUUUCUUGAUUUUUUUUUUUUCAAAAUGGGUUUACUAAGAUGUAGAUGACUUAACUGCCUCCUCCUUCGUCUGAAAAAUGCCAAUAUUCAAUCAUCAUGCAGCAUUAUAACAAGCCUUAUAAGUCCUAAAGCAUUAAGUUGCACUUUCUUGAGGAGGGGUAGUGCAGUAUUUCUCUGGCCAGUAUGAAUGAAGUUUAUACUUAACAUAUUUGAUAGAAACAUAGAUCAAGCUAUGGCACAGCAACUCAUCAGAUAGCUAGCUUUGAUGUCUGGGCACAAUUGAACCAACUUCCAUCGUGAAUCUUUAUAAUGAUUGACUUUGGUGUAUAGUGCAGUAAACAAAUAGUGCUCCUAGUUAAGUAUUUGUCAGCAUCCUUUGUCUCUAACUCGUUUCUAUUUUUACAGCCACACAAUCUUGGCAUGUAUUAAGAAAAAAAAAAAAUCCCUGUUCCAGUAGUUUUUCCACCUAUCAGCACUGAGUAAAUGCCAUAAAUCCAUCGAAAUGGUCUAAAUGUUCCAUCUGUUCUCCUGUUUUGCCAGUUAUAUAGUAAUGAAAUACAUUUGUAAAUUUUAUGCAACAAAUGGCAAACGUAUCAUUAUUUUGAAAUUGUGUAUGUAAAAGUUAUAUUUUUACAUGUAGACUCUUGUUAUUAUGUGUUUUAAUACAUUGUAUCAGUUUUUGUUUUUUUUAACUGUGUUGUUUAAAAAAGUCUCAUUUAAAUGAAAUAGUGAGCUACAAGAAUCUGAAUUUUAUGUUCAUUUCUGAAAAUGUAAGAACAAAUAAGAUAGUUACCACGUGGUCAUCUUUUACAAGCCCAUAAACAUUUUGAUUAGCUGUAUGUGUGUUGAAAACUGUAAAUAUGUUCAGUAGCGAUAAAACUAAAAUACUUUGAUUUGUUGAUAAGUUCCUAAAAUGUGGAGGUGGAUUAAAACCUUAGGAGAAUAGCAGAAAUCAGACUUCAUGAAAAGUUAUUUUGAGGCUUUCCUGUGAAAUGUACAAACAACGGGGUCAAAGAAGGGCACAGAAGACAAUAUUGUAUACUCUCCCCUCCUCCUGAAUGAUGGAAACCAUGUGUAUUGUUCCCUCAGUAUGUUAAAGAUUUCCUUUUAGUGGUACAUUCUGCACUCAUUUUGUAUAGUCUACCAAGGCGGGUAUCCCUAGGAACAAUAUUAUAUAGGAAGCAGGUAUACUCCGAUCACAUUCAGGAUAAGUGUACAGAAGAAAAUACGGUGUUUACUACUUAGGGAACUGGAAGGCCUCCCUGCAUUGAUGUACAUUUUAAGUAUGGCACUUUUGAUACAUGUUAUCAUAAAGGUGCUUCAUAGAGCUGAUUUAAAGUGUUUCAAAUCUGUAAACAAAGCAAAAAAUGAAAUUGUAGUUAUUUGAUUAUUUUUCCAAUUGGUGCUUUCUAUUUUGUUCUCACGCAAACAGAGUAAAAGCUGCGAUUUACCGUUCACCAGCUUUGAUGUGUUCAUGACUCAGUAAUGGAAUACCUCUGUUGUUGAAUUCCCUCCGGAAAUGAGCGAAAACCUUUCUACGGCCACCAAAAGCUGCUCACUACUUUUUGCUUGGUGGAGAAACAUGAUCUACACCUAUCCAUAUUAAUCAGGUUGUAUCCCCAUUAAAAAAAAAAAAAAAAAAGAUGAAAGGGAAUGUGGCCUUUCUAGUGUGUUUUUUCUUGUCGUUGUUUUGUAAUUGUCGAACCCGGGUAAGAUAUCUGGUAUCCUGCGCUGGAUUUUCAAAUGAAAUUUAGCAGAAGACAGUUACGAUUAAAGUCCUUACAAAAAUUUCAUAAGGGUCCGUACUACCCUGUAUAGGUGAUGAUGAUGAUACUUAGGCUGGGGAUCUGUUGAAGAGACUUGGACUUGAAAAGCAACUUGGAACCGUUGAUCCACCUCCACAUUCAAGUAAUUUAUGAAUAUGCAGAAUAGGGAUCUGUUCAUCUAGAAAUUUUUACCAUUUGUCUUCUGUGUAUCUGCGAGGAACACUAAUGUUUAUACAACUGUCAGUUCACCCAGUAACGCAACUGGUUCUGAUUCAGUCUUCCGAUUCCUUUUUAUUUCUCACUUUUUCCUAUUUCUUGAUUUUUUUUUUUUUUUUUUUAAUUUGUGAUCUUUAUUUUGAUGAGGGAUUGGGGGGUGGGGAGGGCGUUGAACCAAGACUUGGGGUUAAGAGGAUUUUCGUCUUGGAUCCAACAGGCAGAAUAUGAUCUGUGUCCAAAAGUGAACUUGAGUCAGGAAUGAAACAAUUUCAGCAUAAACAAGCACAAAAAUUUAGUCUGCUGGCUGACUGGAAACAAAAAAAAGCCAAGAUGGAAUAUGAUGAAUUCCAACACAAUGGGGCACCAAGGCCUUUAGGCCUCUUUUUAUUUUGCUUUGGUUUUGCUUGUUUUUCUUUAGAGACAUGCUCUUUCUCAUGGGACUUGAAGUGGACUCAUCUUUGUGCAGUGCUGGUUUUACCAUACUCAUUUCAAGUAUUAUAGACAUAUGUAAUGGUGAAAAUAUAUGAACUGUGGCCUUUUUCAUUCUUGUUACUUGUGAUGCAAUUAAGUGAAGAUAAGAAAAAAAAAAAAAAAGCAGAGAUUUACCAUGUAUCAGUGCCUGGCUUUUUGUUAUAAAGCUUUGUUUGUCUAGUGCUCUUUUUGCUAUAAAAUAGACUGUAGUACACCCUAGUAGGAAAAAAACUAAAUUUAAAAAUAAAAAAUAUAUUUGGCUUAUUUUUCGCAGGAGCAAUCCUUUUAUACCAUGAAUAUUACAAAAAAAAAAAAAGAAAAUUGUCAGAUUCUGAAUAUUUCUUCUUUGUAGAUUUUUGGAAUCAUUAUGAGUAAAAGUUUGUUACUUUAUUUUACUAUUUAAAAGAUGUUAUUUUACCAUGUGUUACUGAGAUGAAACUGUAUGGUAGCUUUUUUUGUUUGUUUUUUGUUUUUUGUUUUUUUUUAGUUGUAGGUCGCAGCGGGGAAAUUUUUUGCGACUGUACACAUAGCUGCAGCAUUAAAAACUAAAAAAAAAUUGUUAAAAAAAGAAAAAAAGGGAAAACAUUUAAAAAAAAAAGAUAAACAGUUACACCUUGUUUUCAAUGUGUGGCUGAGUGCCUCGAUUUUUCAUGUUUUUGGUGUAUUUCUGAUUUGUAGAAGUGUCCAAACAGGUUGUGUGCUGGAGUUACUUCAAGACAAAAACAAACCCAGCUUGGUCUAGGCCAUUACCUGUUUCCCAUCUGUAGUUAUUCGAUGAAGUCAUGUACAUGACCGUUCUGUAGCAAUAAAUGUGCCAUUUUUAUAAA
Molecule: messenger RNA, 7111 nt
Organism: Diceros bicornis minor
Lineage: Eukaryota; Metazoa; Chordata; Mammalia; Perissodactyla; Rhinocerotidae
Gene: TCF4
Product: transcription factor 4
Exons: 20
Coding region: 483-2498 (671 amino acids)
Biological process (GO): regulation of transcription by RNA polymerase II
Cellular component (GO): transcription regulator complex
Molecular function (GO): RNA polymerase II cis-regulatory region sequence-specific DNA binding; protein dimerization activity; DNA-binding transcription factor activity, RNA polymerase II-specific
Source: RefSeq, a predicted model, not a curated record